This is a messenger RNA of Paramuricea clavata, 7826 nucleotides long. Lineage: Eukaryota; Metazoa; Cnidaria; Anthozoa; Malacalcyonacea; Plexauridae. The record is from the annotation of a GenBank genome assembly.
UAAUAAUGAGGUUUAUUAUGUGAUUUAUAUCGAAUUUCCUGACCAUAUUCUAUUGAUUCACAUAAAAUCUUUCUCCAUUAACAUUUUGAGAUCAGUGGGAGAAAAUUCGAAGCAGUGGACCGCAAAGAACUACGGGAAGGUUUUGUAUUAGCAACCAUGUUGGAAAAGCUUGAAAUUUUGAAGUGCGUUUCUUUCCAACGAAAUAUGUAAUAGUCGUGUUUUUUCUGCUAAAACUACAUAAAUACAAGCUUAUUUUGAAAAGAGGAAGCCAUGUACAAUAACAUUGGCCUUACGACGCCGCGAGGUUCGGGCACAAACGGAUACGUCACUCGAAAUUUGUCGUUUGUGGCGAACCAGAAGGAGCGAGUGAGCUACAAGCCUGAGGUGGAUUUGGCGAAGUUUGAACAGACAAUGACAAAGAAACCGAAUAAAGAGAUACUGGAACAUGAGAGGAAGCGACAGAUUGAAGUGGAAUGUACGAAACUGGAAGACACUUUGGAAGAGCAGGGGUGAGUCAUGUGGUCCGACCAUUCACUCGUAUUUGACUCACGUGUCGACUAAUUUCAUUCUUUCAAAAUGGGGUAUUUUGUAGCUAGAUUCUCUCCUCCGCAGAGGCUUCUGUUGGCUAUGAUUACGAUUAGUAUUGAGAUACAUUUCACUACACUUUACAUGGUGGAUCUUGCAACAUGAGCGGAGUAAUCAUAGCCAAAUAAAGCCUCUGCGGAGGUAGCUAGAUGUAUAUAUCUAUUGAGAUUUUAGUAGAUGAAUUUUAGACCUAAUUGGAGUGUCUGUGAAAAAAAUGCCACCGUAGGGCUUCUGGCUGGAAUUGAACCUGCGGCCCUGUCAGCUGCAGGAGGUUUAAGGUCUGGAAAUGUAUACAAAUUCUUGUUCCAAAAUUUCAUCUACUAAAAGCCAUUAAGGGCGAUUUAGAGCACACAACUUUUGCCCAAAGCUGUCGGCAUGCAACUUUCUUACAACUUGAGUUGUACACAAUUCACUUACGACAACGUAGUAUUGUGAACUGCCAAUUUGUACUCUGACAACCCACAAGGGGGGGGGGGUUCGAGAAAACAUUCCUCUGGAAAACCUGUGAAGUUUGUGUUACUUCAUGUCGGUAUCUGUUCCAAGCUUGUUCGAAAUUUUUCAAACACACUUGGCUUGGUGAGUUUGUGCUGCUAUGCUUCUUUACUUAACUACGACAUUUUCAUUCAGCCAGGUAUACCAUUAAAUUGAUCAAAAUGUCAUAUGUAUAAUAAUAAUGAGAAUUGAAGCUAUUUCGUUUCAGAUAUAAUUAAUAUACCUAGGGAAAUCAUUGAAAAUAAUUUCCCGUUUCCCCCAGAAUUUGGGUGUCCAAAGGCGUCCAUUUUUCGUUCUAGGGAUGUCACAGGACGCCCUUCUGGCUAAAAGCCUGGUUUGCACAGGUCUAGUUAAUGCUACUUGUAUAUUUGCAUGGCAGGUUUUCUCAAACUGAAAUUGACAGUGAAAUGGCAAAAUUGAGAGAAAAAUUAAUGGAAGAAGGAGGCUUCAAUGAUGAAAAAGAAAGUAGCAAAAAGACUGUGUAAGUACUUGUAUUUUCUACCCACAUACCCCACUAAUGCCAGAAACAAAAAAUUCGCAAUGCUCUUUGUUAAUUUGCCCUUUAACGUUGUUUUCCUUGUACCAAAAAUCAUCUGACAAGUGCAGCUGUUAUUGGGAGGAAAAUGCUUAGUGUAGCUUCUUUUCCAGUUUGACAGAGACUCAUCAAAUUGCUCAAGCAAAUGAAGAGAAGAAUGCAAAGUUUAAAGAAGCAUUUGGGAUCAAGGAUGACUACAAAGGAGGGACGGCAUUUAAUCAAGAACUGCAGGCAAUUGAACGCAUCAAGGAAAGGGAAGCUAAGGAAAAGGAAGCGAAAAAGUACGAGUCAAGGUGAAUGAACUUUAUUUUAUAUCUUGUCGAUUUUUUUCACAUACUGCACAGAAUAUCACUGGAGAAAAGGUGAAAUCAGCACUGUGGAUCUGCAAUUGCAUCAAUAAAUCCAUACUAGAAAUCCAUAUAGAAAUUGCAAUUAUUAUGAAAAUUGGAUUUCUAUACUGUCUCCAACGAAGAUCCAUACUAUUUUCAUAGUAAGGAUUUGGAAAAAAAGUUUCAGUGUAUCAGUUCAUGCUUUUUGUACAGGACUCAAGAUUUAACAGCGAUUAUUAAAAAAAAAAGAACUAAAAAGUAUAAUCCGAAUUAGGGUGAGGUGGUCAGUGCUGCAAAUAACUGCCGGUCAACGACCGGCAAUAUACGAACCCUGACCACCUUUUGUAAUUAUAUGGUCUGCAUGAUUGGCUGUUUGACCGGCAGGUCGUAAACAAUUAUUUGCAGCGCUGAGUGGUUCAGGGUAAAAACCAUCUGAAAAAAACAGGAUUUCAAAAUUUAUGAAAUUGAAAUUAAGUGUGUGAAUAGUGUCUGCUGCAACUAUUGCUGUGCAGUAGAAAUAGAAAAAUGUAUAGCUUAGUCUAACAGUAUUACUCAGAUGAAUAUUUAACUGAUGUUUGGGGUUGAUCCAGGCUUGAUCCAAAACAACUAGAGGUAGCAUCGCUAUUGCAUCUUGCAAAUUUGUUUUUUUGUAUGCGAUAAUGAAAAAUCUGCGCACAAAGCCUUCCUGCUAAAACUACUGAUGAUGAGUUACUGGUGUAUACUUUUUCACGUGUAUACACUGAAAUAAGUCUAGAAAUUUUUAUUAAACUGCCAUUUAAGGUAUUUUAUAAAAUUUUUAUGUUUGAGGACAAGUUCCAGUUAUGUUACGGACCUGGGGUUACGGACCAGGAAAACCAGUACGGUUUUGUUAACUACAAGCAGGCAACGCACAUGUUUGCUGAAUAUUUGGACAGCACAACAUGACUGCCACAAAAUGACUUUCAAGUAAACUUAGUAGACAGUUAACAAAGUAAAAAGCUUAAGAUUCAGUAGGACUGUAAAGAUUAUUUUCUGCUUCAAGCUAAAUUAUGCAUUUUUCUAUUUCCCAGCAAUAGUUAUAGACACUGUGUAGGUACAUUGUUUCUUGGCAUUAUUUUUUAAUAUCACCAGGUAAGCUUAAAAUUCACCUCGUUUUUUAUCUAUUUUAUAUAAUUGUCUCAUAUCGAUACUGUAUGCCUAAGUGUAAAAUUUUUGAUUAUAUACCAAGUGUCAAAAUUCAUGUUUUAAACAUUUGCAUAUAGCGUGAAAUUCAUGAAAUUCUACUCUACUGGCAACAGCUGUGAGCAGAGAACAUUACUUUUAUUCACCGGUGAAUAAUAAAAUUAUAAAGCAAAAAUUUAUUGCUGAGUUAUAAAACAAAAAUUAUGGAAUUUUACCGAUUGUUUUUGUUUUCUUUCAAUCAUUGACACUUGGUAUAGAAUAAUAAUAAAAUAAAAUAUUUAUUGACUGGGUCACUGGGAUUUUUGGAAACAGUUCUGUUUCUUGGUUCCAGAAAAUAAGUGUUAAGUAUAUAAAUAACAUAAACUUCUAUUUAGUUUUCAGACUUUAUAGACUAUGCAUUUAGGGAAGCCUCGCAUAUCGAUUUUGUCCAUAAGAAAUGUCAUAUGGACCUUUCUCUGGAGACCCACCCCCAACCCUCCCUUAGAAACGUCACACAUAGUUAUCGAUAUUUUGUUCUUAUAGUACACAUAAGGUAAUUUUCUAUUAUUUUCUACGGUCAGCUAUUGGCGAAGCUUCCGCAAGGAAUAUGUCAUCUUCUGCAGAUAUAUCAUUUUAUUUAAUUAAUAUAUGAACUUCAAAAUUUACAACAUUUCUCAAAACAACUUUUUUUGCAUGAAAUAUUAAUAAUUUUAGCACGUUUUUCUUGAAAUUUGAGUGUUUUCAAUGCAAGGAAGGCGUAAUAAUAUAAAUGUAUACGUAUAGAACAUGUAUGGUAUUACAAAUGUAUAGACUGGUGUUUGUAUCAAGUUGUUUUCUUUUUUAUAUUCUGCAAAGAUGAUUCUGAAAUGUUAAGGCUUUCGAAAAAUCUAUCAAAUUUUUCCAUGAUGUUUACAGAGGAACGUCCCCAUCCCCAAAUGAACAUAUGACGUUUGUCAUGGAAAAAUCGAUAUGUGGGGCUUCCCUUAGAUGUCUUUCAAUGUUGCUUGACCGGAUAAUAUUUUCCUUUAGCAAAUCUAAGAAAUCGAAAAAGAGGAAAGCAGAGAAGAAUAUUUCUGAAAGCAACUCUAGCAGUGGUUCUGAAAGGUAACGGAGAGAUUCAGUGUGCAUAAACACUGCAAGCUCUUGUAAUCUGGUGAAAUUUGCAUGUGCUAUAAUAUAGUUUUUGUUUAUUUUAUGUUUCUUUGUUAUAUUCUCUUUUCAGAUUAUUGGUAUCAGGUAAAUUAUUGAUUAGUGAAUAACCUUUAAAUUUAUUUAGGGUAACUUUGUCAGCAUGUCAAUAAUAGAAUGCUGAUACCAACAUACUAAAAACGUUUUAAAAAUGAAGCAAAAUACGUUCUUUUAUGUUUUACCAUAAUCCUACACUCUUAAAUUUUGAUACAAAAACUUGAUUAGAAUAAUAUUGAGUAAAAUUACUCAAAUUUGUGAGCAAGUUUACUCAUAUUUUUUUAGUGAAGUAAAAUUGAGUAGGUCAUGAAUUUAAUCAAAAUUUGUGAGUGCAUUAUUUUACUCGAGUUUUGAGUCAAAAUACUGAGGGAUUUUUUGCAGUAUAUCCUUAGUUACUAUUAAUGUAUGACAAAUGUGCCUAAGGCAUUAAGUAUCUAAAAAACUAAAAAGGUAGAAUCAAUUAUUACUACUUUCUCAGCUCUAAAAACAAAAUUUAAAAGCAGUUCUUGCCUUAACACAAUAAGAUUUUUUGCGCCAUAUGCACCUUAAUUUCAGGGUAAUCGCGCACUGUACCAUGUAGCAAUGAAAUAUGAGUAAUAAAUAUAUAUACAUUGUAAAGUACAGCGCUGCAGUUGCAAUGUAUUGAUAAUUGACAAUGUAUUCAUUAUUUUGUAGUGAUCGAGAAAAGAGAAAAAGAAAGAAGGCCAAAGAAAAACGUGCGAAGAGAGAUCGGUCUGUCAGGUACCCGAACAGGACCUUAAGAAUCCUAUCAACAACGGAACCAGCAAAAAUACUAGCUGAUAUAGUACAUAGUUGGAGAUGUUUUUAUGUUUUACUAACGAACAUAUGUCUUUUUUAUUCCUUGUAGUUCGGACUCAGAUAGACAAGCUUCUGUUGAACGUAAUGGGAAAAGGGAAAGGUCGCCGAAACGGGAGUAAGAAAUAAUGAAUAACGUUUAACGAUAUGUAUAUUGUAGGCUGCUUGCCAUAAUAUUACACGAGACAUAUUUAAUGUUAAUAUUUUUAUUUUAGUAAAGACAAAAGGCGUUCUCGUUCUGCUUCCCUGGAACAGACGUCUUCAAGGCAGAGAGAUCGCUACGUGGAGGAAAGAGAAAAUGAAAAUAAGAAACAACGAAGGUAGUAAUGUUUAAAUGUCUUGUGAUUUUGCAUCGCCAUAAUCUAUUUUGUGGAAAAACGUAAACUUUGCAGAUUCCUGAAUUGCUAGCUAGAAUGCUUGAUUCACGAAUUUUUUGUUUUUGUCGUUUCUGUUGUGAUGUUGUCUCUGAGUAUGUCCACACCGUGGUGGAAAUCGAACCCGCGACCUUUGGGUUCGAUUCCCGCCGCGGUGUAGACACACUCAGAGCAACAUCACAAACAUAUGUUUGAUUCACGAGAAUAUUGCGCUUCAAUUAGGGCUGAUUUCUGGCCAAUGAUGACCCAAAUCCAACUCAUAUUAUCUCAUGAUGAUAAUGGAACACGAGCAAUGUAUAUCUGAGGCCUUAAAUGAAUACAAUAUUUUACUUGGACUGUAUUGUAUGUUCAAGCGGCGUCCACCUAAUCUAGGGGCAGUAGGCUGAAAGUGUAAGUUCCAUAUGGCUUUUCUGUUGCUGGAAAUUUCUGCAAUAGAUCCAUUGCACAUGACAUCACAGCGCCGGUGACGAUGCAUCUGGAGGACAAAUUAGCAAUCUAUGCAUAAUAUAACUUUUGUAAACAAAGCAAUUGUUGUAUCCAAACAGAUAUUGUUAGGGAGCAUCUGGAGGACACUCUAAGGAUUUGUGACGUCAGUGCAAUGGGUCUAUAUGUAGCUUUGUAAAAAUUGUCUCUCAGUCGCUUGUGGUAAGUAAGCGUGGGAAGGGGGGUGGGGGGUGGUAAUCCUCCUUAUUUGCAGCUGAGAGGUAAGCUGAAUUGCGAAGGACGCAGCUCAACGCGUUCAAGUCGACUGGUUAAUUAUUGGAUGAAAUUAUUUUUUAUUCAGUUUCGACAGAGAUGGUGAAGGAAGGAAAACUCCAUUGGAGGAAAGACCAAAAGAAGACAAAACUAAGAAGAAACACAAGAAGAAGAAAGAUGAAGAUAGACAACCCUCUGUUCCCGAGGCGAAGACUGUCAGACCAGGGAAGAAGAUGAAAGCGGAGGAUCAGAUUUAUCAAGCAAUGCUGGCAGAUUACCAACGAAAACAGAGAAUGUUGCAGAAACCACAAUCACCUAGCAGCUCGUCUUCUGAUUCCAGUGACAAUGAACGACAGCAGAGUCCAGGUAAUUAUUACCCCCCCCCCCCCCCCCGUUACAGCAUGCUUUCACCCUUAAUGCUGAACCCACAACCGUUAACCUGGAAAGAAAAAAUAUUUUCCAUUUUUUGACUUCCAGGUGGCGAAAAACGUCGUGCCUCACGGUCUGUCAGCCCCCCUCAAGCACAGACCCGUGUCUCAAGGUCCCCGCCAAGACAAUCUUCACCAAGAAGAUCCCCACCUAGAAGAUCCCCACCAAGAAGAUCCCCACCAAGAAGAUCCCCACCAAGAAGAUCCCCCCAGCGUAGAGAGCGUUCUCCUCCUCGCCGCCGUCCUUCGCGGAGUCCGCCUCCCCGUUCUGCCAGUCCAAACCAAAAACCAAGUCGCCCGUCUGAUAGUCAAAGAAAUCGUCGAUCUAGCCCUCCAAGAUCACCCAGUCCACCCCAAAGAAAAGGUAAGAUGUCUGGUGCUAGUGGUGGUGGAAUUUCACACUGGUAAUGGUGGUGAAAUUUUACACUGGCAACGGUGGUGGAUUUGUUGGUUGUGAUGAGGCCCCCAGGUUAGGUUUGGGGGCAAUGGUGGACACUGAUGGGGGCAAGGGGAGCAACCUGGCGCCACCCCAAAUCAUUUUUCAAAGCUUUUGAAGAACAGCUGAAUAACUGUAAAGGCCCGUCUGCGACUAGUCGUAUACGAGUCAUAUACGUUACCAUAGAUGUGUGUAAUAUUCUGUAAUAUUGCUAUCGUGUAUAAAACAAAAGUUUUAUUAUUUUGAACAGGUCGUCCUAGUCCAAGUCAGUCUCGGUCAAAGAGUCCAUCAGAACGGAAACGUCGUUCUAAACGUUCUAGUUCAAGGUCUGCCAGUCCUGUUCGGAGAGGAAACAGACCCAGCCCGCGACGGGCACGAACCCCACCUCAGCGAAAACGACAGCCAAGUCGAUCUCGGUCACCGAGCCCACCUCAAAGAAAAGGUCGUGCUAGUCCAAGCCGUUCCCGAUCAGGUAGUCCUAAGAGACGUCCCAGCCCAGGCCGGUCUGCCAGCCCACCACAAAGGAAACGUCAAUCUAGCCCACGCCGACCUAGCCCACCUCGGAGAAGACGUGAGCCAUCUCGUAGUAGAUCCAGGUCGGCCAGCCCUCCGCAAAGAAGAGGCCGCUCAAGUCCUCGACAAAGCCCACCUCGUAGAGGCAGACCUGGGUCACGCCAAUCCGGUAGUCCUCUAAGACGACGACAGCCAAGUCCACGGAAUACUAGUCCUCCACAAAGAAAGCAACCCAGUCGAAGUAGAUCACGGUCGGUUAGCCCAACUCGUCGGUCAAACGAACGUAGACCUAUGGCC